AUGGAUGAUGAUAGCAAUCUUGAUGUUUUAAUUAUAGAAUUUUUUGAAUUAUAUGGAACUCAAUUCAAUUACACUGAUUUAGCAAUUAUUACAGCAAAUGAAGGGAAUGAAGGAUGCUAUUGUUUAAAGGAUUGGUUACCAAAAGAAGUCAACAUAUUUCUUAAUAAGAGAUUUGCUAAAGAUUGGAACAUGCUAAAAAAUUUCGGAUUCGAGAAGCAUAAAGUGAUGAGGGAUGCAUUGUUGGAAUUGAAAGCAAACCAUAUGCGCAAUGCAGGGUUAUCAUUUCUGGUCGCAGAUGAGUUUGAGAACACCAUUCACAUCCAAUCUUAUAAUGAUGAGGAUGAACUAUUGGGAAAGUUUGAGGAAUAUACGGUAUGUAACGAGGGUAACCUUCGUAUUUUUUUGAAGAAUGUUGACGGGACGGGAUUAGAAUCUAUUAAUGAUGACAAUGAAAUCCCAAAGGUCAUCAUUUCUCUAAAAUACAUCCAAUAUAAUCAAUAUUACCGAACCAAUGCUUCUCACCUCAAAAAGGAAGUUACCUGGUCGAAAGUCAAAGAUCAAGCAAUGGAAGAAGGAACUUUAUUGGCCAUACAGAAUGCUCUCAACGAAAAGAUCAAGGCGUCUAUAAAAAUUUAUUCUAAUCGAGUAAUGAAUAAUCAGGAAGAUAAACCACUGAUGGAGGGGACAAGUUCACUAAUAAAUCUGGCAUUUUCAAAACAUCUAGUUAAUUUCAUCGAUCGAUUAAAGGAACUCCCAAAGAAACAGCAGGCCAUGAAUUCAAACAAUUGUUGGGAAAGCAACAUAUUGGAAGAAAUAGAAGCUAUUGUAAAUCCAAUUACAAGUAAAUUAUAUUCGUCAGAUCCAUCAGAUGAAAAAUCAACAACUGACGAGGAUGAUGAAUUGCCAACACACGGAGAAUUAUAA
Messenger RNA from Entrophospora sp. SA101, 924 nucleotides. The record is from the annotation of a GenBank genome assembly. Lineage: Eukaryota; Fungi; Glomeromycota; Glomeromycetes; Entrophosporales; Entrophosporaceae.